AUUUUGCAGCCACUAAGGAAAGGAGCAACCCGAGGGACUCACGUGCAACUCAGUUUCACCUUCAGCAAAACCUCUUCACGUCCGGUGUGCAGCCCAACAUCUUUUCAGAUGAUUCCUGCAAUCAAUAGGAUCCUCUGAGAGGGACAACUGGAUCAGUGGAACCAAGGACCAUGGGAGUUAUAGUCCAAAGCUUCUUGAGAGUGCCAGUUGUAAAGGCUGUUCUGCUGUCCCAGCAGCACCCAUCUGCAACCAGGGAGGCAACAGAUGUUGUCGUUGUUAAGGGCUGGAAUGAGGAUACAGGUGUACCUUGAAACAGGGUCUUCAGACCGAAUACGCAUAAUGCUUAUUUUUUAAAAAGUUAAUAGUAGAUGGGUAAGGCUGAAGGCCAAGAUGUCCAGCCUGCCCUUUUUCUUCUCCAUGCAUGGCUCUCUGCUGCCUAAGUUCAGAGAGCUAGUGGGACAGGACAGCCUCCUGCAGGAGAAGAAUAAUCCUGGCUGAGUUUCCAAGGCUCAAUUUGCUGGAAGAAAAUGCUUCUUUCUCCAAAUCCAUGGAUAUGUUGGACAAAAGGGCUCUUUCUGAGAUGUAGGGCCCUGGACUGAACCUCUCUCAGGUCACAGAUACCAACCAAAUGAUAUACCCCAAAGGUGGACAAUGGGCUUCCUAAGCAUCUCCACUGGCCUUUGAGAUGCUGCUGCCUUGGGGUGGAGUGUCUAUAGCAACAGCUGUGCUGAGUUCGAGCCAUCUGUGUGUGCGUGCGUGCACGCGUGUAAGCAGCAAGUGCUUUAAAUACUCUGGGUUGCCGUGCUGCCAAUGCUUCACAAGCUAGAAAGCAUCUCUGCCCUGUGGGUGGCCAUAGGUGAUCCUGGGAUCAAAACAGAACAAAAUCCCCAGGAAACCCCAGUGUGGGAUGGGGAAGAGUGCAGAAAAGUUCCUUUAAUAUGCAAAAAUCAGUGCAGAAAAGCUCCAGGGGCUCAUUGUCCCUCACUUUAAUAUCCUGAAGGCUGGCAAAAGCAUUUCAACAAGCAAAACCGUUCAUGCUGCCUUCUCAGUCAUUCCUGAAAGCGACCUGUGGGUCAAGAAGUGGGUCUGCCCUACCAGCUGAUGAAAUCUGUUGCAAGGGGGCUGCGUUGGGAUCUGCUGCAGGAAAGGGGAGCAAGGGCCAUUUUCGGUAUCACUGGCAGAGCCACAAUGUCAAGCACAGCGGUGUGGAUGAUAUGGUCCUUCUCUCCAAGAUCUCAGAAGACUCCAUUGUGGAAAACCUCAAGAAGCGAUACCUGGAUGACUUUAUUUUUACCUACAUUGGAUCCGUUCUAAUCUCUGUCAAUCCAUUCAAGCAGAUGCCGUAUUUUGGAGAGAAAGAAAUUGAAAUGUACCAGGGAGCCGCGCAGUAUGAAAAUCCACCACACAUCUAUGCCCUGGCAGACAAUAUGUAUCGAAACAUGAUAAUUGACCGAGAGAACCAGUGUGUGAUCAUCAGUGGUGAAAGUGGUGCUGGGAAGACUGUGGGAGCCAAGUACAUCAUGAGCUACAUCUCCAAAAUAUCCGGAGGAGGCCCCAAAGUGCAGCAUGUGAAGGAUAUCAUUCUGCAGUCCAACCCCCUCCUGGAGGCCUUUGGCAAUGCCAAGACAGUUCGCAACAACAACUCCAGCAGAUUUGGGAAAUACUUUGAAAUCCAGUUUAGUCCAGGUGGGGAGCCAGACGGCGGCAAGAUCUCCAACUUCCUGCUGGAGAAAUCCCGAGUGGUCAUGAGGAAUCCCGGGGAAAGGAGCUUCCACAUUUUUUACCAGCUGAUUGAAGGCGCCUCCAAUGAGCAAAAGACCAGCCUUGGUAUCACCAGCAUGGAUUAUUACCACUACUUGAGCCUCUCAGGAUCCUACAAAGUGGAAGACAUCAACGACAAAUCUGACUUCCAGGAAACUCUGCACGCCAUGAAGGUCGUUGGUCUCUCAGCGGGGGAGCAGGCGCUGGUGAUCCAGAUUGUGGCUGGGGUGCUCCACCUGGGCACCCUCAGCUUCAGAGAAGUCAGCAACUAUGCCGCAGUGGAGAGUGAAGAGUUUUUGGCCUUCCCGGCUUUCCUCCUGGGAAUUGACCAGGGCCGCCUUAAAGAGAAACUGACCAGCAGACAGAUGGACAGUAAGUGGGGCGGCAAAUCAGAAUCCAUCCAUGUGACCCUCAACGUGGAGCAAGCGUGUUACAUCAGGGACGCCUUGGCCAAAGCGCUUCACGCCAGGGUCUUCGGCUACUUGGUGGAUUCUGUCAACAAAGCGAUGGCAAAAGAUAACCAGGAGUACAAUAUUGGUGUCCUAGACAUCUACGGCUUUGAAAUAUUUCAGAAAAAUGGGUUUGAGCAGUUUUGCAUCAAUUUUGUCAACGAAAAGCUGCAGCAGAUCUUUAUCGAGCUCACCCUGAAGGCAGAGCAGGAGGAAUAUGUUCAGGAAGGAAUUCGUUGGACUCCCAUAGAUUACUUCAACAAUAAAAUAGUUUGUGACCUCAUAGAGAACAAAGUGAAUCCACCUGGCAUCAUGAGCAUCCUGGAUGACGUCUGUGCCACGAUGCAUGCCGUGGGGGAAGGAGCAGACCAGACUUUGCUGCAGAAGCUGCAGAUGCAGAUUGGGACUCACGAGCAUUUCAACAGCUGGAAUCAGGGCUUCAUCAUUCACCACUAUGCAGGAAAGGUUUCCUACGACAUGGAUGGAUUCUGUGAGAGGAACCGAGAUGUUCUCUUCAUGGACUUGAUCGAGCUUAUGCAAAGCAGCGAACUGCCUUUUAUAAAGGCUCUGUUUCCAGAGAAUCUCCAAGCCGAAAAGAAAGGCCGACCCACCACUGCUGGCAGCAAAAUCAAGAGACAAGCCAAUGACCUGGUGGGCACUCUGAUGAAAUGCACCCCCCAUUACAUCCGCUGCAUCAAGCCCAACGAAACCAAAAACCCUCGUGACUGGGAGGAGAGCAGGGUGAAGCACCAGGUGGAGUACCUCGGGCUCAGGGAAAACAUCCGAGUUCGCCGAGCAGGUUACGCCUACAGACGCGCCUUCCCAAAAUUCCUGCAAAGGUAUGCCAUCCUGACCCCUGAGACCUGGCCUUCCUGGAAGGGGGAGGAGAGGCAGGGAGUUCUGUACCUGCUCCAGUCUGUCAACAUGGAUCCUGACCAAUACCAGCUUGGCAGAACAAAGAUCUUCAUCAAAGCACCAGAGUCUUUAUUUCUGCUGGAGGAAAUGAGGGAGCGAAAAUAUGAUGGCUACGCACGGUCCAUCCAGAAGGCCUGGAGGAAACACAUCGCAAGGAAGAAAUACGUACAAAUGAGAGAAGAAGCUUCUGACCUGCUGCUGAACAAGAAGGAGAGAAGGCGGAAUAGCAUCAACAGGAACUUUGUGGGUGACUACAUUGGCAUGGACAACUAUCCGGAGCUUCGCCAAUUCGUGGGCAAGCAUGAAAAGAUUGAUUUUGCUGACACUGUCACCAAAUACGACAGGCGGUUCAAGGGCAUCAAGCGAGACCUCAUCCUCUCUCCGAAAUGUGUGUAUCUGAUUGGGCGUCAGAAGGUGAAGCAGGGACCAGAGAAAGGCCUGGUGAAGGAGCUUCUCAAGCGACGGAUCGAAGUGGAACGGAUCCUCUCGGUGUCACUCAGCACCCUGCAGGACGACCUGUUUGUCUUACACGAGCACGAGUAUGACAGCCUCCUGGAGUCUGUCUUCAAGACCGAGUUUUUGAGCCUCUUGUCAAAGCGCUACGAGGAGAAAACACAGAGACAGCUCCCCCUGAAGUUCAGCAACACACUUGAGGUGAAACUGAAAAAAGAGACCUGGGGGCCGUGGAAGGCUGGGGGCUCUCGCCAAGUGCAGUUCAGCCAAGGUCAGGGAGAUGUGGCCAUUCUCCGGCCAAGCAACAAAGUGCUGCAGGUCAACAUCGGGCCUGGACUCCCAAGGAACGCCCGGCCCACCAAAAGAGGCGUGACCCAGCCCAGAGGACUUCCCAACAAAACGCCUGGCCAGAACUAUCCGAUGAGGACUGCUCCUCCGCCCCCCGGUAAGCUCUCAGAAGGUGUACAAAAUGGGGUGAUCAAGCUCCAGCAACACCCCCUGCAUCCUUUGGGCCCAGCAGCAGGCCAACAGGCCACUCAGAAGAGCCUGCACACCUCCGUGGCAUGCCCACCACUGCCACGGGUCUCGGGGGGACCAGGAAGGGUAUCCCAACAGCCCAGCAGCCUGGAUUUUCUCAAAGUGCCUGAGCAAGGGGCCGCUGGUGCUUGUAGGCUGAUGACAAGCCGCCCCACACCUGCAGGGGGCAGACCCAAGCCCCAGCCCCAGCCCAAGCCUCAGGUACCCCAGUGCAGGGCACUGUACGCCUACGAUGCCCAAGACACUGACGAGCUCAGCUUCAAUGCCAACGACGUCAUUGACCUCAUCCGAGAAGAUCCCUCUGGCUGGUGGACAGGCCGAUUAAGAGGCAAGCAAGGACUUUUUCCGAAUAAUUACGUGACCAAGGUGUAACUCUGACCCUAAGAAACCCUUGAUCAGUUCCAAGAUGCCAGAGGAGACGCUUUCUGACCCUCUGAGUGAUGUGGAAAGCUGCCGGUCUAGGCAAAGUCUACAAUAUCAGCUUCAGUUCCUCCGUGAGGUUAAAAAGAGGAUAAGUCUGUUUUAUGAGAAGCCAAAGCCCACAAAGCCAAGGAUUUAUUUAUUUUAUUUAACUCUUUUUCUUGCAAAGAGGAAUGUGUUGAAAUUACAUUCCAUUAUUUAAAAAAAAAACAGUUCUGGAAACCAUCAAGUGCUCUGACGGAUUUCGAAGAAUUUUGUUUCAUUUUUCAAGUGCCUUUAGUUGCUCUGCUUUUUCUUCCAGAUUAUCUAACGAAGCAAUGACAUUCUAUGCACCUCUCCACAGUGGGCAGCUUCCCAGGGGAAGGAGAUUCUGCUGCUAGUUCUCUGGGGAACCUUGCGCCGCCUCUUCCUUUCCUAAGUGGACACGUCUGUCUGUGUGCAUCUACACUCUCUCCUACUGUCUUGUCUAGCUAUGCUUGUGACUCCAGAAAGGCACCAGAACCGAAGGAAAACAGUAUUCUAUGCUGCAAAUAGUUCAUCUGGUCAGUCAAUGUGGCUGGCCCACACUGACUUUUAUUAUUAUUGUUUAUUAUUGUAUCUAUGCAUUACCCCCCUCUCCUUUUUCCUCCAAGGAAGCUGUAAACUCUUGUCACUGCUUUCAUCUGGCGCACAUGUAAAGAAACAAGCCAAGGGCAAAACCGUACUAAUGUGCACAAUAAGUAAGUGGCUUGGAAUAUCAUUUGGGGCCCAGGUACUUCAUCAUAGGAACGUGGCACAAUUGUCAGCAUUACGAAGUUUCCAAAGCUGGUCUGUGCUGCCGUGGGCCCUCUGCAUGUGGGUUAAAUUGCUCUCCUCCAUCAAUAAAAACAGAGACUACAA
Crotalus tigris (Tiger rattlesnake) is the source of this 5414-nucleotide messenger RNA. It is a transcript of the gene MYO1E, whose product is annotated as myosin IE. The coding region runs from base 1035 to 4487 and encodes 1150 amino acids. Gene Ontology annotation, biological process: actin filament organization; vesicle transport along actin filament. Gene Ontology annotation, cellular component: plasma membrane; vesicle; actin cytoskeleton. The record is from RefSeq and is a predicted model, not a curated record. NCBI's taxonomy places the organism in Eukaryota, Metazoa, Chordata, Lepidosauria, Squamata, Viperidae. Gene Ontology annotation, molecular function: ATP binding; actin filament binding; microfilament motor activity. The transcript is spliced from 28 exons.